Apodemus sylvaticus (European woodmouse) is the source of this 162-nucleotide messenger RNA. RefSeq names its product keratin-associated protein 20-2-like. The record is from RefSeq and is a predicted model, not a curated record. Bases 1 to 162 code for a protein of 53 amino acids. The transcript has a single exon. NCBI's taxonomy places the organism in Eukaryota, Metazoa, Chordata, Mammalia, Rodentia, Muridae.
AUGUGUUACUACGGCAGCUACUAUGGAGGCCUGGGCUAUGGCUAUGGCUGUGGCUAUGGCUGUGGCUGUGGCUAUGGUGGCUAUGGUGGCUAUGGUGGCUAUGGUUAUGGCUGCUGCCGCCCACUGUGCUGUAGAAGGUACUGGUCCUGUGGCUUCUACUGA